Molecule: messenger RNA, 2025 nt
Organism: Tachysurus fulvidraco (yellow catfish)
Lineage: Eukaryota; Metazoa; Chordata; Actinopteri; Siluriformes; Bagridae
Gene: fyrd1
Product: transforming growth factor beta regulator 1
Exons: 15
Coding region: 163-1782 (539 amino acids)
Biological process (GO): regulation of DNA-templated transcription; regulation of cell cycle
Cellular component (GO): nucleus
Source: RefSeq, a predicted model, not a curated record
UAAUAUCGGUUGAAGAAGAGAAGAACCUGGUGUUACAGAAAAAUCCUUCCCCGGGAAACACAAAGUCAACAUGUUCCAACUCUUGGCUACAAAACUGAAUUGGAGUUUAAAUUCAGUGCGAAUGUAACUUUUAUUUUUAAACCCCAGCACAGGAACACGGUGAUGGAUCCCCUGAACAGUCUCUCUAACUUCGAGUCAGAGAUGGAGUCUGAUGGACAGGGAUCUUAUUCCCUCUUCCCAGCUUUGGACAACAUCUCCAGCCUGGCUGGAGCUCCUGAGACCCUGGAAACUGAACCAUCAGGAGAAGUCGUCGACAAACCGAACCUCACGUGGCUCGACGCUGCUCAGAUCGUUCUGGAAGAAGCAGGACGUCCGAUGCACAUCAAAGAGAUCAAGCAGAGGAUCAUCGAUCGGGGAUUAGUGCAGUCAAAUGCAAAGUCGAGCCUCGAGGCUGUGAUGUACCGUGAGACACAGAAAGGGAGCAGGCGCUUCAAGAGGAUUGAGAACAGAAACGGAGUCUUUGCUCUCUUGACCGAUGAGGAGAGACAGCAGGCUCUGCAGGCUUUUUCUGCACAAUCGGCCUUCUCGAGCUCAGGUUCCUCUCUGCCCUCUGGUUCCCCUCACGGCCACUCAGAGCACAGGCCCAGGGCCAAAAAAGCUCUCCGCAAAAACCAGAACGAGAAGUACAGGCUUAAAUACCUCCGUCUUCGUAAGGCUGCACGUGCCAUGAUCUUUGAGAACGCAGCACUUGGUGAUGAGGUCGCCCACUUGGAAGAAAAGUUUGUACGGGCAAAAGAAGAGAGAAGGUUCUUGUUGAAGACACUAUUGCAGUACCAGUCUUUGGCAGAAGGUGAGCUGCUCUCAACACCCGGGAGCAGCGCUCACACUCCUGCCACCUUCAGCUCCGGUGCAGCAGGAGCCGCUAUCGUACCCACAGUCCAAAGCCAGGGAUCUGGACCUUCGGGGCCUGACGAUGGUUUUCUGAAGAAACCUAAGAAAGAACGAAAGGAACGAGGGAAAGAGAAUGGAAAAGAUGAAGCGACCAAAAAGAUGUCUAAGAAGAGGAAAGUGGCUGAGGGUGGAGUGCGUAAACUGGUCCAGCCCAUUCCACUGGACUCCUCAGGCAGGCCUGUUUUUCCCAUCGUAUUAGGAGGGCUGACUGUCUACAGUCUAGGCGAGAUUAUCACAGAUAGAGCUCAUUUCCAUGAUGAAAGCGCCAUUUACCCUGUAGGCUUCUGCAGCACGAGAGUGUUUGCCAGCAUGAAGAACCCAGAGCAGCAGUGCCUCUAUACCUGUCAGAUUAAAGAUGGCAAACAGGGACCACAGUUUGAGAUCGUGCCUGAAGAUGACCCACAGAACUCUAUCGUGGCCAUGUCGGCUCUGAGCUGCCAUACAGAACUGCUGAAAGCCAUCGCUGCUAAAAGCGGUAAAUCUUUAGCCAACAUCAUCCCCUCUGUUGCUGACUUCUUCGGUUUCUCAGACCCGACUAUUCAGAACUUGAUACAGAGCUGUCCUGGAGCUCGCAAGUGCAGCAAUUACCAGUGGGUGCGCUUUGAGGUGUGGAGACCAGGAGACGGACAUGCCUCUCACGCGCUGUCCGAUGAUGACGCGUCUGUGAAUUUUGAAGCUUUUCAGCGUCUGUUGCAUUGUGAGGACGCUGGAAGCAAUCCUGAACAGAGCAAUACAGCACAACCCACACAGAGCAGCAUUUCAUCUCAUCAGCACUUACUGAGUUCAGCAUCUCUACACACACCAGCAGGUGGCUCUCUUUCCACCACUUGACCUCACACCCGGCUACAAAACUGUAUAAAGCAGAUCGUGUAGGUUUGGUUUGUUAAACCGCUGUCGUCUUUUACGUACUGUAUAGUAGUUCAGUAACGUCAGCGCAUUGCUCACAGUGAUUGUGAACUACACUUAACGCAAAGCUGUUGUCUUUUUGUGUUACGCUUUAAUAGUUUUGUAUAUUCGUGUAUGUUUCUGAUUGACCUCACAAGUUGCCAUUAAACAGUUUUUUUGUAAAGCUAA